AUGCAAGUUAAUCAAAUAUGUGCUUAGCCUGAAGCUCAAUAUUUAGAUAAUUAUGACAAUUUUGAAGAAGUUAAAGCUACUUUUAAGUGUCUUUAAAAUAUCCAUUAGCCACUUGAACCUGAGGCUACAUUUUUUUUGAUACGUGCUCCAACAAAAGAUAAUGUUCAUCGAGCAAUCAAAUAUGGUAUUUGGACUAGGUACAAAUUUAUAUGAAGUUAGUUCGAGUCGAAAUAAUAAAAAACUGAAUGAUGCUCCUCGUCCUGUGUACCUUUUAUUCAAUGUUACAUAAACUUCUCAUUUUAUUGGAUUGGCAAAAAUAGUUUCUGAAUUUAGGGAUAAAAUGCAUUUCAAGUAUUGGGCUGAAGAAAAUAAAUGGUUUGGAUCAUUUCAAAUUGAAUGGGUAAGAAUUAAAGACAUAUAAGGUGUUUGUAAGAGAUUUACCAUAUAAGGAACUUAGUAUGAUAUAAUAAACAUGUGGAAAGUGUAUUCAUGAAUUGAUAGAUUGUACUCAAAUUGAAAAUACUGAAUAAAUUUAUAGUGCAUUUUAAAAACAACAACAAAAUAGCUGCAUGCUUAAUAGCUUUAAGGAAUUAGAUAAUUCUGAAGUAUUAGAUAUUUUUAUUGAUUAAAGAAAAGAAAAAGAAAUGAUAGAGAUACAAAUCCUAAUUUUGAUAUAUCAUUUUCAGAAUACAUCUCUGUUUUUGAAUAAAUGCCUUUCUCUUUCUCUGUGUCUUCUUUCUAAAGAAGAAAGCAAUAAUAAUAUCAAAAUUAGUACUUAUAAUAAUGUCAAUAUUAUUAUCAAAGUCCUUGGUAUGGUGUAGGUAUAACUAUAAUUGAUAAUCCUAGCAUAAUCUACAUUUUGGAAUUCCUAAGUAUAAUCUAAUACACAAUAAUAAUAAUAAUAAUAAUAAUAAUAAUAAUAAUAGAAAGUAUCAAAUCAUAAUGCAGGAUUCUAUUAAACAUAAAAUUAUAAUAGACCACAAACUAAGCAUUUAUAAAAAAAAUAAUAAGGCCAAAAUAAGCAUACUAAUUAAGAGAGUUUAAAAAAAUAAUGA
Molecule: messenger RNA, 1055 nt
Organism: Paramecium pentaurelia
Lineage: Eukaryota; Ciliophora; Oligohymenophorea; Peniculida; Parameciidae
Source: the annotation of a GenBank genome assembly